This is a messenger RNA of Adineta steineri, 1404 nucleotides long. The record is from the annotation of a GenBank genome assembly. Lineage: Eukaryota; Metazoa; Rotifera; Eurotatoria; Adinetida; Adinetidae.
AUGGCGUCUAAUAUUUAUAUUUAUUCGUUAUUUUAUCUUUUCAUUUAUUUUACUUCAACAAAUGGAUUUAUUCCACAACCAAUAAUUGCUGAUGGUGGACAAAGCAGUGAUAGUAUUACACAUACAGAAAUUACACAACUUGGUUUUAUUCGUACUCUUUGUCGUUACCUUUAUGAUACACGUAUUGUUCCAAAUAAAAAUAAUACUGUUAAUAAGAAUCCACAAGAUUACUUUGCUAAACAACAUACAAUUGAUGAUUGCUAUAAACUUGCACAUCCUGAAUAUAGUGACGCUCAAGUAACAUUAUACACAGGUCCAAUGAAAUUUGCACUUGAUCUUGUCAUGACACACAAUGCUCUCGUUGAUUUUGAUCCAAAAACAAAAAAAUUAUCAUCUGCACAUUGUGAUAGUGAAGCUUUUCCUAAUUGUAGUCGACGUAUUAUUCAAUUGAAAAAAACAGUUGUUGAUGAUGUACUUAACAAUAAGACCGAUUUAACUAAUGCACAUACAUCUCUUGGACAAUUACUUCAUACAUUACAAGAUUUUUAUUCUCAUUCAAAUUGGGUUGAAUUGAACAAAACAGAUGUUAAUAUUCUCAUUGGACAAAAUGAAACAAUUGGUACAGUUGCUGCACCCGAUCAAGCAACUUGUACCAACAAUGGUUGUGUGACUAAAACACAAGAUUGUAGUAUAUGGCAACGUAUUACUUUGAGAAAAUGUCCACUUGUUUAUUAUGAUUGUACAAAUAAUAUUUUACCUGAAAUAAUUAAUAAACAAUUAUUAACAAGUGGAUAUUUAUUAGAUCAAAUGACUGACAGUAAUGGUAUAAUAAGUAAACCAUUAAAUCUAAGUAAAUGUUCUCAUGGAUCAGUUUCUGAUGAAUCAACAAGUAUACCAGCUAUUGGUGGUAUUAAUAAAGAUUCGACUAAUUUAAUCUUUUCACCUCAUGCAAAUCUUCAUUUUAUAGCUGUUGAAUAUGCUAUAAAUGCAACGGAACGUUUUCUAAAUGAUUUACGAAAACAAUUUGGAGAUGAGAAAUUCGGUCAUCUUUUUCUUGUUGAUCCAACAGACAUUGCAGCAAAAGCUGUAGAAGAUGAAGUUGCUAAAGGAAAACGAUUUCGAUUUUUUACACCACUUGUUACAGCUAGUUUAAACAAAAGUACUGGUUUUCUUAUGGAUUUAAAAAAUACACUUACAAAAACUAUCAAUUCAAUUACAUCAAUAUUCAAUAAUAUAUUUCCUAGUGGCAAAGCAAAUAUACCAACAUUUGAUUUAAGUGAUUUAGGAAUUAAUAUUGAAGAUAUGAGUAAUUCGGAUGCUGCACCAUAUCUUUUUGCAAGUAAAAAUACUGGACGUAAGAAACGUUUAAUUGAUGCUCGUCGACAACAAAAAAUAAACAAAUAA